UCUAGGGCGCCAGCGCGGGGAUAGGAAAUGCGGGCAGUGGUAGCGAAGGGGCUUGGCGGGCCGGAGGUGCUCGAGCUGCGCGAGGUGCCCGAUCCUGAUAUCGGCGACGACGAGGUGCUCAUCAAGGUCGCGGCCGCGGGAGUGAACCGCGCCGACCUCCUGCAGCUCAAAGGCCAGCACCCUCCGCCGCCGGGAGCCCCACCCUACCUGGGCCUCGAGUGCUCCGGCGUGAUCGAGCGCCUGGGCGCGCGCGUGGAUGGAUGGAAAGUCGGGGACGAGGUGUGCGCGCUCCUGGGGGGCGGGGGCUACGCCGAGAAAGUUGCGGUGGCUGCGAGCCAGCUUCUUCCAAUCCCGCGAGGGGUCUCGCUGCGUGAUGCCGCGUCCUUGCCCGAGGUUGCGUGCACGGUGUGGUCCACCGUCUUCAUGGCGUGCCACCUCUCCGCCGGGGAGAGCGUCCUCAUACAUGGCGGCAGCAGCGGGAUUGGCACCUUUGCCAUCCAGAUGGCGAAGUCGAUUGGAGCCCAAGUCUUUGCUACUGCUGGAUCGGAGAAAAAGCUCGACUUGUGCAAGCAGCUGGGAGCGGAGGUGGCGAUAAACUACAAGGAGGAUGAUUUCGUUGCGCGCGUGAAAGAGGCCACCCACGGGGAAGGUGUGGACGUGGUACUGGACAUGGUGGGAGCGUCUUAUUUCGAGAGGAACCUGGAGGCCCUCGGCAUGGAUGGGAGGCUGUUCAUAAUCGGCUUCCAGGGCGGGGCCUCGGGCCAGCUGAGUUUGCUGCCGAUACUGAAGAAACGGCUGAUAGUCUCAGCCGCGGGAUUGCGGACUCGAGCUCCAGAGAGCAAGGCGCAAAUCGUAGCGGAGGUGUGGCAGAAUGUGUGGCCGGCGGUGGAGGAACGCAAGGUGAAGCCGGUGAUUUACAGGGUUUUCCCGCUGGAGGAGGCGGCCCAGGCCUUGCAGCUCAUGGUCGCCAACCAGCAUUUCGGCAAGAUCUUGUUGACGCCCUGACCUCGGCCAUCUUUCUAUUAUGUGAAUUAUGUGAAAUGUAUAUGUACAUGAUAGGGAUUAAGCAAUUACAAUGCAAGAUUUUCAAGUGAGCACGCUA
Messenger RNA from Selaginella moellendorffii, 1102 nucleotides. RefSeq names its product quinone oxidoreductase PIG3. Bases 28 to 1005 code for a protein of 325 amino acids. Gene Ontology annotation, molecular function: oxidoreductase activity. The record is from RefSeq and is a predicted model, not a curated record. The transcript has 6 exons. Lineage: Eukaryota; Viridiplantae; Streptophyta; Lycopodiopsida; Selaginellales; Selaginellaceae.